UGUCCAGAACCGUACCGUACCGAAUUUCCAAACCGCGGGCCAUAAAAARUCUAUCAUCCUGAUGAAAUUGUGACUUCCAUCAAAAUACGGCACGAUUUCGAAUCAAUCCAGAAUUGUUCGUCCCGUCGACUUUUCUAAAGGGACUUCCUCAACAAAGGCUGCACAACUAAAUGGAUAAAAGCAAAAUCAGCCGGCAAACUCCUACGGCGUGUGUUUCCUGUGUGAAUUUGUUUGCAAUACUUCAUCUCAAGGAUCAUUGAUCGUUCUGGAUAUUGCUAUGUAUACGGAUGUAGAGAAUCCAAACGACCGAACAAUCGUUUGGGAACAAGAAAGCGAUGCAAGAGGCGUGAUCCAUGAUCAUAUAUCUCGCGAGCUCUACAACUUGAGCCACACAGAUAGGAACGCCAUCUACGAAGAAAUACACGGCGUCCGAUGCUUGGCGGUCGAAGAGAGUCCAGAGCUUCUCGCGAAGGCCCUCUAUGCGUUUCAGGACCAGCUCGAUAUCGCAACACCCUCUAAAAAGUUGAUCUACAAUAAGAUACUUAAGCUUCAAGAAAAAAACCAAGCGAAUGGAUCAGAUUAUGAUGAAGAUUUUCGAGAUACGGCCGAUUCUAUGGAUGACGAUGCCAUGAAUCACAACACAGCAACGUCAGCUACAAAACCCCGACGCCAUCGCCGUCCUUCAUUUAUGGAACGCGACGACUUCCGCUUGCGAUUUUUGAGAUGCGAAUUGUUCGAUGUUAACAAGGCCACCAUUCGCUUCCUCAACUAUCUUAAUCUGGCGUACGAAUUGUUUGGGAAUGUAGCGUUGCGAAGACAGGUUCGGGCCGAGGAUUUCACCAAGGAAGAAUUGCGAUUUAUGAAAUUAGGGUUCAUCCAGCUUCUUCCCUAUCGAGACCGGGCGGGAAGACGGGUGAUGGCGGUACUGGGGGAAAGUACUUCUUUCCAUCAAGAUUUGUUUAAAAAGGCACUCGGAAUCAGGUGUUCGGUACGUACUAACACGUUUAGAGAAGAAAUACGCUAAAGGAAUAUUUUGUUGUUUGCAAUUGUUUCUCGUCAUCGUUGUGUUCCAUUGCAUCUUGUUCCUGCGUUCUGCUGUGCGUUUCUUGUAGUUUGUUCCGCUCUGCGGUCAAACUGAUAGAACCGUCCAACGUUCCUGCUAUUCACAACAACAAAUCAGCAGGUUCGUUCCCGUCUCACAUGUUUCUUUCGACAAAACAUAGCUGAAAACUUACUUUUAUAUACGGGAUGUCGCGACACGCGACUCAGUCGAAUCGCAACGAAAGGGUACCGUCUUGUUGCUGGACUCAUCGGCGUGGGAUCAAAGUGGUAACCGAACCUUCUUUUCCUCAGAGUUGUAUGCACAAACCAAAAAGGUGAUUGCUGCCGUCCCAACUCGUAUGGUGGCCAUGCACUAUUGCUUUCCAGAGUCUCCCGCCUUUCGUAUCUUCAACGCACUCAGAAUAGUAAACAGCACUACGCUACCGUAUCUACUCAGGGUGCGGAUUCACAUCGGGAACGUGAUCGAAAAUAGGUACAAGAUGAAGGGAUACGGGAUACCAGUACACAUGCUUCCACUGACAGAAACUGGAAGUAUCAAAGUCAAACCGUUUUAUGAUUGGAUUAAACUGAGGAUCGCGCUGGAGCAAAAUGAAACGGAAAACACUAGAACCUACAAUGGUUGUAAGGCCGACAACGGCGGCGACUCGAUUCGAAGCUUUUUAAGUAGAGUUGUCGAAUGCCCCUCUCUGAACGACGUUGUCUUUCGGCAAGGAACUCCAUCGGUAAAAAAUCCAGGAAACGUCAUAUUUCGAGACAAGAUGAUUGGCCACCUAGAAGAAUACUACAUUAAACAGCGAAUCUGGGAAAUUCCCAACCACCAACUACAAGUGCACCACAUCGAUAAGUUCUGUAGCUGGUUAAUCUACGAUACAGAAGUCCAGCGAAAGGGAAGGUUUCUAGAGUGGUCCAAAAAAUGGAAUACGUGGGUCGCAAUGAUCGAGCAGGAUCGUAUCAAGUCCAAGGUGUGUACUUCCUUUCGCGACACUUCGAGACGGUAUUUUUCCUUCCGGAGGCAGGCUAUGGCAAAGUCUUCGCCACGGCACCCAAUCGCAUCAUCGCCACCACCAGGAUCAACAGCUAUGGAUUUUGAAAGCGUGGUAAAAUCUGAUAGCGAGAAAGUAUACGCCUUCGUGGAAGGAGGGAAGGCGGCGACGGAGAAAAAAUCCAUUUGCUUUGCGUCGCAGGAGUCGGCGUCGUCCACGAAAAUCGAUGGUAUAACUCUGAGAGGUGAUUCCAAUUUCAACGAAACAGGCUCAUGCUGGAUGUCAUCGUAGUAACUUUGAGGCUAAAAAACGAAUAGUUCGUGAUCAACCUCACUCUUUCAUGUGAAUCACGUAUUAACAGAGACUAGAGACCAUGCCAUCUUUUCACAGGUGAUGAACACUAUGAUAUAAUGGCAUGGUCCGAACAGCAUGUGCCAAAUGCAACAACUUCACCAAAAUAAUUAUUGGAAUCCCUCCCACCAAGGCCUCCAAAAGAACUUCAAAGCGAGCUACUAGUAGUUGCAAAAGUUGUACCCAUAGUGCCUCCUUGUAGUUGUCCCAAAGUCACAUCUAGUCAGCUUCUUGUCCCAUUAUCUUCAUCCAGCUGCAAAGAAGGGAUAUUGCAAAAAUGGCAAAUAUAGAAACAAAUAACUAUACGAACACAAC
This is a messenger RNA of Pseudo-nitzschia multistriata, 2711 nucleotides long. The record is from the annotation of a GenBank genome assembly. NCBI's taxonomy places the organism in Eukaryota, Bacillariophyta, Bacillariophyceae, Bacillariales, Bacillariaceae.